AUGGAGGUGAACCCGGAGCUCAGAGGGGACGAGGAGGCAACGGGAGCGGCGCUGCUGCUCUACCAGCGGGCCCAUUUCCGGCACGACCCGCGCUGGCUGCUGCCCCGGCCGCCGCACCUCUGCCUGGCCUGCGCCCUGGAGCUGCUGCAGGCCACGAGCGGCGUCUCGCUGGUGCGCAAGAAGCACAUGUUGUCCUGCUUCCAUGAUGCCCUCACGAGGCACACCACGUCGGUCACUCAGCUCUUGGCUCAGAACGAGACAGUCUGCACCCACCUCAUAGGCAUCCUUUUUGGGCUCCUGCGCAGCAUAGACGAUGGCCCAGUGCUGGAACUCUCCAUCCAAGUCCUCAUUCAGCUUAUGGUACAACUGAAGCUGGGGCCCUUUGUCCACCGCUUGCUAGAAGAGUGCCAGAAAGAGCUUUGUAACAUGCCCAGCAUGAGGGGCAGCCUGGCCACAGUGACCCUCCUGGGCAAAAUGGCGGAUGCCAUCCCUUCUCUUGCUGAGAUCCUCGUGAUAGACCAUGGUAGCCUCGUGGAGCAGCAGUUGAGGGGCCUGAUGUACCCCAAUGAGGCACUGAAGGCCGCAGUUUGCUAUCUAUAUGGAAAGCUGUAUUCCUCUCCCACUGUGGCAGAGAAACUGUCAGGCCAUUUCAGGGAGAAGCUGUGUCCCCUUUUCCUGACGACGCUGGACAACGCCCAGUCAAAGGAGCUGCAGAUUAACUGCAUAGGUUUACUGAGAGAGCUACUGAAAUAUGACCGCUUUGUAUCAGUUAUAAUGAGUAAAUCAGGGACGGCGGGGAUUUCUGAAAAUGCUGAGGUGCUACAAGAAGAAAACACUCUGCCCUUAGUGCUUAAAAAGCUGCUGCUGUCCAGAGAUGAAACCUUGCAGGUGGCGAGCAUGCACUGCAUGGCAGCUGUGCUGGUGCAUUCUCCUGUGAAGUAUGCCCCGGCCUUCAUCCACGCAGACAUUCCAGAGUUCCUGUUUGAGCAUCUCUCCUGCACCACCGAGGCCCUCCUUUGGGCCGCAUACAGCUGCUUGUUGCUCCUGACCGAAGAGCGCCUCUUCUUUUCCAAGUGUCACACUGUGUAUGGGAUUGAGUCGCUGGUGCGGAGCCUGAAGGGGAUCCUGCAGCUGAACAACCCAGAGCUCCUCAAGCAGGGUCUGCUGCUCUUCACGGAGAUUCUGAAGAGGCAGCCAGAAGAGAUCAAGCUUUUUACAAACUCGGCCACCUGCAAAGACGCUAGCGGCGUUCUCCAGGAGGCCAUCAGCAGCCCCGUCCUGGAGGUCGUGGCUGAGGCGGUCAGAGCUGUGGCAGCUUUUUUCAGGAAGCACCACCUGAGUUUGCCGCCAGUGCCGUAUAGAGAGCUUCAGGCCUUGGUCCGAGCCCUGCUGGACCGCUGUGCUGACCUGUCGCUGCCCGUGAGCCGGAGGCCUGUCCAUAGCUGUGGCCUGCUUCUCCCAGGGGGCCGCCCAUCGAGCCGAGGACCUAGCAGAGCUGUGCUGCAGCAGGCAGAGAUCCUUCGGGGGGCCCUUGAGGGCUUCCGAAAUGUCUGCAGACUUGCCAUGGAGUUUCGGAAUGAGCCCUCGGCCCAGGAGAACCCCUUCACGGCUCCCAGCACCGAGAAGGAAGACACGCUAGAGACCUUCUCUGAGUUCUUGCUGAGUGUCUGUGACUCCCUCUGCAUUCCCACUGUGAUGAGGCAUUCUGAACAGGCCAUGCAUCCUGCUCUCAUGGAGAUUUUCCUCUCGGUCCUCGACAGCUUGUUCAUCAUUGUACCCCACAUGAAGGAGAAGUUCUCCAAGAAGCUGGCCUCCUCUUCCUUCAUCAGACUAAGCCUGGAGCUGAAGGCCCGGUUCUGCAGUGGACAGAGUCACCCAGCCCUGAAUCAGGCUUGUUCUGGCUUUCUGUCCUCCCUGUGCCUCAACCUCUUUUCAGCUUUGGAAGAGACAGGACCACCGUCCAGAGAGGGGCGGUCCGUUGUGUCCAGCAUCCUGCAACAGUGUCUGCCCCAGGUAAACACCGGAGGCUCCGAAAGCCUGGCGCUCCUGUCCGAUGCCCUGUAUGUGGAUGAAGCCACUCGUCAGCACCAAUACUGCAUCCUCCUCCUCCUCUAUCUUGCUUAUGUCCAUGAGGACAGGUUUGUGCGAGAGGCAGACUUAUUCUCAGCUGUGAGAAGCCUCCUCCUGUCAAUCCAGGACCAGGCCGAGCGCCCUCCUCCUGCCGUUUUCCGAGCAGCCAUUUACCUCCUUGCACUCUGUCAGGACAAAGCAGAACCUUUAGAAAAGGCUCCCCUAAGUGCCAUCAGGAAGAUGCUGGAGAGCAUCCCAGACCUCAGCCUGGUCUACAGCCACCAUCCCUGCACCCUCAAGUUCUUCCUGAUGUACCCAGACUUACUGGGCAGGUUUGGCCACCGAGUGCUGGAACUUUGGCUGUCCUGGGAGGAUAGCAGUGGCCUGGAAGCUGAGAACCCGGCUUCCACCACACCCGCCAGGCCUCCUGCUCUUGCAGACCUCGGGGACCCCUUGCUGCCCAUCCUGAAGAGUAGUUCCAGUGUCCUGCUCAUUUUACUGGACCUUGUCUAUUCUAGUCCCGUGGGCAUAGCCCGAAAAGUGCUAACAGUCCUGAGAACUUUCCUCCAGGAAGACGAAGACAUUCAGGUGGGGAGCCUUCUUCGGGGCCAUUUUCUACAGAUCCUGCAGCAGCUGCUGGUGGAGAGGGGCGCUGCCCCCCUGCAAGCCGGCAGUAACCUGCCCCUAUUACUCAGCCUGCUCUUCUUGGUGCAGCCAAAGAAUGAGACCCAGAGAGAGCUGGACAGCACGGACCUGAAGCUACUUCACCAGGUGAGUAACCUGUGUGGGAAGUGCAGCCUGGACCACGUGGAGAUGCUGCUUUCCUCCUUCAACUUCCUGUACUGGAGUCUCCACCAAACCACUCCUGGCAGCCGGAAACAGGCGGUGGCCGUGCUUCUGUCCAGCACCCCCUUCCUCACACUGCUGCAGAAGACUCUGGGGCUCACGUGGAUGGAGCCAGCCCCUGCCUCUGUGCUUCUGGGCCCCUCCACAAUGGAGGCAGCCCUCCUCUGCUCAGGCUGGCUGCUCACAGCCUCCCUUUCUGCUCAGCAGCACCUUGGAGGGUUGGAGGUCCACCAGACGCUCACAGUAGAGCUGGACAGAGUCCUACGCACCCUCACUUUUAGGAAGAAGAAAGCGGCCUUGUUCUCAGCCAGCAUCCUCAGAUUCCUGCGGACAGCCCUGGAACAGAAUCUCUCCUCGGCCCUGGUGACGCUGGUCAGCUCAGACUUAGGGCAGACGCCCUGUCCAGAGGAUUCUGCCCUCUCCCCACUGUCCCUUCAGCAGGUCCUGUCCCUCGUAGUCAGCCUUCAGAACCUUCUGGUGCAGAAAGACCUGCUGUUGUCACAGGCUGUGGUUGGCUGCCUGGAGGCCCUGAUGGACUUUCUGCAAGCUAGGAACCCAGAUGUAGCCCUGCAUGUGGCUGCCCAGCCCUGGAAUCGAUUCUUGCUCUUCACCCUCUUGGAUGCUGGAGACAAUUCUUUCCUCAGCCCCGAGAUCCUGAGGCUCAUGACCCUGUUUGUGAGGUUCCGGAGCAGCAGUGUCCUCUCCCAGGAUGACAUUGGGUAUGUUCUGCAAGAGACGGCCAAGGUCAACUUCUCUGAGCUCCCGACUGCCACGCUCCGGGCUCUGUCCCGAUUCCUCCUGCAGGUCCAGAGUACAGGCUCUCUGUCUAACCCAGGCCUGUCUACAACCAUUCAGACUUUGCUGGAGACUCUCUCAGAAAGAAGCUCCACCCCGCCACACCAUCAGGACUUGGUAUGCCUCGGAGGGGUGGCAGUGUCCUUCUCUCACAUCCAAGACUGAGCCAGAGAGGGGGAAAGGAGACGAGGCCCCAGCGCCGGGUUCGGGGAGCAAAGGGCAGCAUUCCCAGCUUGGGCACUUACUUGUUCUGUUGUUUGAUGGCAACCAG
Trichosurus vulpecula (common brushtail) is the source of this 3982-nucleotide messenger RNA. RefSeq names its product meiotic double-stranded break formation protein 1 (gene MEI1). NCBI's taxonomy places the organism in Eukaryota, Metazoa, Chordata, Mammalia, Diprotodontia, Phalangeridae. The coding region runs from base 1 to 3876 and encodes 1291 amino acids. The transcript is spliced from 31 exons. The record is from RefSeq and is a predicted model, not a curated record. Gene Ontology annotation, biological process: meiosis I.